Molecule: messenger RNA, 1782 nt
Organism: Arachis stenosperma
Lineage: Eukaryota; Viridiplantae; Streptophyta; Magnoliopsida; Fabales; Fabaceae
Product: endo-1,4-beta-xylanase 5-like
Exons: 7
Coding region: 1-1782 (593 amino acids)
Biological process (GO): carbohydrate metabolic process
Molecular function (GO): hydrolase activity, hydrolyzing O-glycosyl compounds
Source: RefSeq, a predicted model, not a curated record
AUGCGUAUGAUGAAGAGAGACAAAAACUUGAGUCUUAUUCUUCUGCUAUGCAUCAUCCUUUUUGCAGGUUUUGGAGCUGAAGCUUUAUCCUAUGAUCACACUGUCAGCAUUGAAUGUUUGACACACCCUCAUAAGCCACAGUACAAUGGAGGAAUCAUCCAAAACCCAGAACUGAAUAAUGGAUCACAAGGUUGGAUUCAAUUUGGUGAAUCAGCAAUACAACAUAGAGAAUCAUUAGGGAACAAAUACAUUGUGGCACAUAAUAGAACUCAAACUUAUGAUAGUGUCUCCCAGAAGGUUUUCUUGCAAAAGAACAAGCACUAUGCUUUAUCUGCUUGGAUACAAGUGAAUGAGGGAAAUAAUGUUGAAGUAACAGCAAUGGUUAAAACAAGGAAAGGGAUAAAAUUUGCUGGUGCCACAAUUGCAAAGUCUAAUUGCUGGUCUAUGAUAAAGGGUGGUCUCACAACAGAUACAUCAGGAAUUGCUAAACUCUAUUUUGAAAGCAAGAAUACUGAUGUGGAAAUAUGGGUGGACAGCGUUUCCUUACAACCCUUCACAGAAGAGGAAUGGAAGUCUCAUCAAGAUUACAAUAUUGAAAAGGCAAGAAAGAGAAAGGUGUCAAUCCAAAUAUUGGAUAAAGAAGGAAAACCUCUUAGAAAUGCAAGUGUAUCACUUCAACAAACAAGGUCACGCUUCCCAUUUGGAAGCGCAAUAGACAAAUCCAUUCUCAACAACCCUGCAUACCAAAAAUGGUUCCUCCAAAGGUUCACAGUCACAACAUUCACCAAUGAAAUGAAAUGGUACAGCACAGAAUCCGUCCGGGGCCGGGAGGACUACUCGGCCGCGGACGCGAUGCUAGGCUUUGCCAGGAGAAACCGCAUUGCUGUUAGAGGCCACAACAUAUUCUGGGAUGACCCCAAAUUCCAACCUGGUUGGGUCCCUUCACUUUCACCACAAGAACUCAAUAUAGCAGUGCAGAAGAGGCUUCAAUCUGUUGUUUCAAGAUACAGAGGCCAAGUUAUUCAUUGGGAUGUUGUUAACGAGAACAUGCAUUUUUCAUUCUUUGAGAGUAAACUUGGACAAGAUUUUUCAGCUAAGGUUUUCAGUGUGGCUCAUGGGAUUGAUGGUGGUGCUACAUUGUUCUUGAAUGAGUUUAAUACAAUUGAGGAUAAUAGAGAUAAUGCAGCAAACCCUGCAAGGUAUAUUCAGAAGCUUAGACAGAUUCAAAAUUAUCCUACUUUUAAGAGCAGAGGAGGAGUUGUUGGAAUUGGCCUUGAAGCACAUUUUCCUAAUUUUCCUCCUAAUUUGCCAUACAUGAGAGCUUCCAUUGAUCAACUUGUUGCCACUCGUUCACCAGUUUGGAUAACAGAAAUUGAUGUUUCACCCCAAAAUAAUCAGGUGCAAUCCUUUGAACAAGUUCUAAGAGAAGCACACUCUCACCCUGGCGUCCAGGGAAUUAUAAUGUGGACAGCAAGAUCACCACAAGGUUGCUACAGAAUUUGUUUAACAGACAACAAUUUCAACAACUUGCCUGCAGGUGGUGUUGUGGACAAGCUUCUUCAUGAAUGGGGCCUCAGACCAUUCUCAGCAAACACUGAUCACAAUGGCUUCAUUCAUGUUUCUCUUUUCCAUGGAGAUUACAAGUUGGAAAUCAAUCACCCUCUCAUCAACAACAACAACAAUUACUCUUUCACUCACCACCUUCAAGUGAAUCCAAUACAUCAUCAUCAUCAUAAUAAUGGGUCCCACAUCACUACACAGAUUGUUAAGCUUUCUGUCUAG